Molecule: messenger RNA, 399 nt
Organism: Rotaria sp. Silwood2
Lineage: Eukaryota; Metazoa; Rotifera; Eurotatoria; Philodinida; Philodinidae
Source: the annotation of a GenBank genome assembly
AUGGUAGCAAUUAUAUUUCCGUUUCUUGUUGCUUCUCCACAAUAUUUUUUACGAGAAGUUACACUUGGUAAUUUGUUACAAAUAGCUAGUGCCUUCGAAAGUGUACAUCAAUCACUUUCAUUUAUACCCAAUUCCUAUGGAAUUAUUUUACAAUGGCGAUCAGCUACGAAACGAUUGACUGAAUUUCAAUAUGUUUUAAAUGAAUUACAUAAAGCUAAGCAAAAUUCUGAAAUUCAAUUUCUCUAUUUACCAAACGAACGAUUUAUGAGAAUUCAAGAAUUAACUGUUCGAUUGCCAUUGAAAAUCGGUGAAGAUAAUAGUCGAAUUUUUAUCAAUCGUCUCAAUUUAGUACUCGAAGCUCAUCAUGCUGUACUUAUUACAGGUAAAAGAAAAACAUAA